GGAGGAGAGAGAUUUGAGGUUGCUGUGGAGUAGGAAGUUAUAGGGGCACAAAGGGGUUAUGGCCCAGGGAGGAAGGUAUUCAAGGGAGAAAUUCCCUGCAGUGAGAAAGGCCACAGAGCUCUCUUGGCCUAACUUCUGGAUAGUUCGAAGGCCGCUACAUCUACAAUCAGGAGGAGAGGCUCCAAGAGUUAGGGCUCUAUGUUUUUCUCAUACAGAAGGCCUUGUGUGCAUCAUGGUUAGCCAGAGCUCCAGCCACCACACCCACAGUUUAGACAGGAAGUGGGGUAAUGGCAAAAGAAGGGCAGCCUGCUUGCCACCCGAGUCAGCCCUUCUUAGGGAGCUGUCUUAGAAGCCCUGAAGGAGACCCUAAGCCAUAGCUGCAGAUACAAGAGAUUUGCUCAGAAAAAGCCCCCGGAGGAAACCGUCAGGGAAGAAAAGGAAGCAGCUGGGGUCCAGGUUCAGGUCACCUCAACCCGGCCCUGUGGAUCUCGAAGUGCACAGGGCAGCUCAGAGUGUGUCCCAGGGCACAGGACAGGAGCUGGCCCUGCACCGCAGCGCACAUGCGGGUGGCUAGGAAGAGGACCUUCCAGGAGCCUGUCUCCAUGCAGGGCAGGUGGCACAGGGGCCCAGUUCUGUGUCCACAGCAGGAUGAUCCACGGGUGCUUGUGCAUGGGACUGGUUAGGGUCAAGGACAUGGGGCAGGACACCAGGAUCCGAUGCCACCUCGGGUCAAGUGUCUGUUGGUUCCUAGUGUCUCUUGGACUGACGAUGCAUCCAGGGUCUCCCUUGCCCGCCACCCUCGCCCAGCCUGUGGGCCCUUCCUGACCCCCACCUGGGAGGGGGUGACAGGCAGAAGAUGAUGGCACAAAUGGGCGGGGGUGGCCCAGUUCUCGACAUUUUCCCACAGACAGGAACAGCUGGCGUGGCUCCUGGUGCUAAAUUGAAAUUAAUGCUGGCCCCGUGCCUGGGCUGGCUCCCAGCGCUGUCCUCAGAGCAGAGUGUCUGCAGCGUGGAGCCCAAGAAGGUCACUUGCUGUCACAAGGGAAGGCGUUGACACUUAAAAUACGUGCAUCACACGCAGGCACGGAGCUGCUCUUCAUGCACCAGAGACGGCAGAGACCAGCCUUCAGAGGGCCGCUCAUCUGGGGGCUGCGGCUCACCCAGCAUGGUGAGUAGUGGGACCAGGGCUGGGUUAACUGCGCGUGAAGUUGGUACCUGGCAGGGUCGCUGAGAGCGCGCGGAUAAGACGACCGCGAAUGGAGAGUGGCGUGGCCGGGGACCGGAAUCCUCAGUAAGAGUGGCCUAGGACUGAGAAGAGCGCUGGUGGUUGCACGAGGUCACUCCGGGCCAGGAGGGCCCGUCUGGGCAUGACUAGCCCGGCAAGGGGUCGCCGCAGGUCGCGGAGGAGCGUGUCCCGGGUCCCUCUCUUUCGCUACAGCUGCAGGUCGGGCCGGGGGGCGCGCCCCGCAGCGCCUUCCAGGGAGAAUGCCGACUGUGCGCGUCACAAGGGCGCGCGCUCCGGGCCGAGUGCGGGCGGGGUGGCGCAGCGCCGCUGUGCAGCAAGCGCUCGCGUCGUGGGACCCGCGGCCGGUGAGCGCCCCGCCCUGCCCCGCCGCAGCGCCGCCUGCCGGGCGAAAGCAGCACUGCGGCCGCCCGCCACCCGCGCGGACCUAGGGGCCCUGAGCCUGGAAAGCCGCCUGUUCCCCACCAGACAUCGGACAUUGCUGAGACAAAGAGGUGCGCUCACUGGCUUUGACCUCCGUGGGUCCAGUGUCUGAGCAGAGGAAAAGUUCAAUUCCUUCAAGAUGCCGGUGUUGAAGAAGCACAGGAGAAAAACCUCGGUAACUCCUCCGGAACUUUCCGAGAAGACCAAGGAGCAGCUGGCGGAGGCUGAGCUUCGGCAGCUGAGGCUGCAGUUCCGAAAAAUGGUGGAAAGUCGCAAGUCCUUCAACUUCCGCAGCCAGCUGAAGCUCUCCAGCCAGCACAAGGAAAUCCAGGCCCUGCAAGCAGAGCAGAAUGAGAUCACCCUGGUUUUGAGUCUCCUGAAGUCCUCGAAGAACUUGGAUCUGAAUCAGAAAAACUACCUUGAGCUGCGUUUCCUGUUGCAGGCCAGGGAAGACUACGAGGCCAUGAUUAAGUCCAUGAAGGAGUUGCUGGUGGAGCUGGACGAGAAGAUUGUUCACAUGGAAAAAAAAAUCUCAAGCCAAAAACAGAUCUUCACAAAAAUGCAGAAGGCCAACAACCCACAGAAACUGCAGAAACAGAUACACAUUUUGGAGAGCCGGCUGAAUCGGGUCACUGAGCACUUUGAUAAGAUGCUGACUAGCAACGCCAAGCUCCGUCAGGAGAUUGAGAACCUGCGGUUUGAGAAGGCCACUUAUGACAACAUCUACCAGCAGCUGUGCCAGAGCCUGUUGUCGCAGAAGAAAACCAUGAACUUAGCAAUUGAGCAGUCUUCUCAGGCCUAUGAGCAGAGCAUGCAGGCCAUGGCCCGCAUGGCUGCCAUGAAGGACCGCCAGCAGAAGGACAUCUCUGAGUACAACCUGGAGAUCCGUGAGCUGGAGCGGCUCUACGACCUCGAGGCCAAGCUCAAGUCCUUCCUGCACGUCAAGCUGAAGGACCGCAUGGAAUUGGAGGAGGACGCGAAAAAGAAAGAAGCUCUCAAGACAAAAAGGCAAAGGAAGAAUAGCAAGGGAGAGAGUUUUGAGAGCUACCAGGUGGCCCACCUCCGGCUGAUGAAGCUGGUGGAGGAUGGGAACCUGAGCCAGCUCAUUGAGGAUUUCCUGGCCAAGGAGGAGAAGAACUUUGCCCGGUUUACUUACAUCAUGGAGCUCAACAACGACAUGGAGAUGAUGAACAAGAAGACCCAAGGGAUCCAGGAUGAGAUCACCCACCUGCGAUCCCAGCAGCAGUCUUCCCACGAUGACAGCCGCUCUGUCCUGAAGGAGCUCGAGGAGAAGCUGAGGAAGACCACGGAGGAGGCCAACAUGUACGAGGACAAAAACCGCGAGCUCAGAAAGACCCUGGAGCAUCUCAAGACCUUGGUGGAGAAUCUGUUCAAGAAGAUCAACUGCGACGCCUCCAAGAUACUGGUGCAGUUGGGGGAGACGGGGAAAGUCACCGACUCCAACCUGUCCCAGUAUUUCUCCCUCAUCGAGAAGAAGACCAACGACCUGUUGCUGCUGGAGGCCUACAUGCGAAUGCAGGAAAUGGACAUGGACACCGAGCCGCCCCCGCCCUUCCUCAACCCUUUCUGGGGCGGCUCUGCCCUCGUGAAGCUCCCAGAACCCCUCAAGGUCACCCCGCCCUUGCUGAGGACUGACCCCUUCAGCGACAAGAUAGAGGACAUGGAGCAGCCCCUGGAUCACGGCAGCCUGCGGCAGCUGGUGCUGGACAAUUAUGCCCAGAAGGAAGUUGGCGGGCCCACAGCCUCACCAAGCGAAGCCCGAGGCCGGCGCGACCAACCGAAAGAAUAAAGGUUUUGUUCCUAACCUCAGUGCCUCGAUGCCUCGGUGCCUUCUCCUUCUCGGCUGCUGAGGGAGCGGGCACUGGGCCCAGGCAGGUGGGGGUGAGAAGGCCCGGUCCCAGGGCCGCCGCAGGAGAGGGACCAGGGGUCAGUGCUACCGUGGACCUUCGAGCAGGUGGCCAGAGGCGCAGCAGGGGGCCGGCCUGUGUGUCGCCCAUGAGUCUCCAAUCCGGGGCUCCAUGCCCAUGUCAGGGGCUGUGCGCCCGCGUGCACACCUCUCUGUCCCUCUCCCCGGUCAGCUGUCACUUCACAGCCCCAUCCCGGUUGUCCUGCCUGAGCCACCC
Marmota monax (woodchuck) is the source of this 3810-nucleotide messenger RNA. RefSeq names its product coiled-coil domain containing 63 (gene Ccdc63). Gene Ontology annotation, cellular component: axoneme. The record is from RefSeq and is a predicted model, not a curated record. Bases 1806 to 3476 code for a protein of 556 amino acids. Gene Ontology annotation, biological process: cilium movement; outer dynein arm assembly. Lineage: Eukaryota; Metazoa; Chordata; Mammalia; Rodentia; Sciuridae. The transcript is spliced from 14 exons.